UUGUUUUCUAUAGCAGCAGCAACAAACAAAAACUUCUAAAUUUUUAAAGAAAAAGUGUGUAAAUGUUUCUUAAUAAAUUAAAAAGAAUGGAUUAAAAUAUGUCUUCACAAAAUAAUAUUCCUGUAAUCGCUAAAAAUGUCGAUAAUAAUGAACAAACACCAAAUAAAAUUGCAUAUACUCUCUUGGAAGAUUUGCAGAAGGAACAAAAUCUUUUGACAAAUGAUUUUCCUAUUUGCAAACAAUUGAUUGAGGGAGCUUUAGAGCGUUUCUAUGCUACUGGUAUAGCCCCUGGCUGUGAAUUGUAUGCUGAUGUUUUAAAUCAAAAACUUAUUAAAAUUCAUCAGAAACUAGUACUGCCUACUAAUUUAAAUAAAAUAAAUUUCACGGUGAAAGAAAGGUGCUUAAAACAACUUGAGGAUAAGACACAAUGUAAGAUUCAAAUCAAAGGACGUAAUUCCAUGCUGGACACGACUAUGGAAGAAGAACUAAGACUAUCAGGAGAUGUGCGUUACAAACACUUGAAACGAAAUCUGUAUUUAGAACUAACUACGGAGGCUACUCCCAUAGAAUGUUAUACACGCAUGGCUCAUGCUUUAGCUGAAAUACGUUUUCUAAUACUCGAUAAAAAUGAGCUGCUAUUUGAAGAUGAAUUAAGUGAAGAGAUAAAAAUUGAAACAGAAGUAACGGGUGAGCGUUUGGAUCAUGACCCCCUUCAAAUAGUUUUUAAUGAACCUAUGCCAGCGCCAGACAUAAAUAAACCCCAGACAGUAGAAACCAAAACUCCUAUGUUUAGCUUAGCUAAUAAACUUAUUAAGUUAUUAGACGAAACAGUUUUAAAUCCCAAUUUUCAACAGACAGAAGAGGAAAAUACGAAUAUAUCCCAAAACAUAGAUAGUUUUAUUGCUUCCAAAGAGCCCAUCAACAACUUCUUGUCAACAGCUAGUAGUACUAACGUGGAAACUAUAAAUAUAACAAACCCUUCUAUAAAAACUCGAUCACAAAGUAAAAUUAAAAAUUUAAAUAAAACAAAAAAACGUAUAACAAAAAGAAAACUAACAAAAUCUACUUAUAAAACUAAGUUGGUUAAAACAAGUUUUAAAGCCAAGAAUAGUUUUGCUGGAAUCUUUUAUAUAAAAGAUAAAACUACUAAUAAAAUUAUAAAACGUCAAAUUUUCAAUAAAACAACUUUAAGCCGCUGUCUUAAAAGAUCCGAUAAAGAAAUAACACAGACAGAUAACGAAGUUUUAUGUGAACCGUUCACUAUAGAUUAUUUGCAAAAAAAUCCCACAGAGAUUGUUUUUGAAUAUACUCCGCGCGAUAUAAUAAUCUCUUUACUAGACACUAUGAAAAACUAUCCAGUUUUGUGGGAAUUUCAUAAUAAACCUUUCAAUGAAGACUUUAAUGAAGCAAUUGAAGAUUUAUGCCAAGAAAUCAAUAAUAAAUGGUCACUACAAAUAGAUUCUUUGAAAAUGCGUCGCAGCAUUAAUCGUAUAUUAAGAUUUUAUCGUUUUUUGUUUCCCUUUGAAAGUAUGGAAAAGUUUUCAGACUAUUUUGAAAUAUGUGCUGGCUUUAUGCCCUCCACUGUAAAUGAAAUACCGUAUGCUCGCUGUUCUCACUGUUUUCUCUGUUUUAAAUAUGAUUCUGAGUUAAGAAGACAUUUGUCGGACGAACACAAGUCUUUAAAUUAUCAUUACAAAUGUAAAUACUGUGGAGAACGUUACGCCGAUAGUCAGGAAUAUGAAUUUCACAAACAUCUGCCACAUUAUGAGGAAAUAUUUCACUGUGAUCAUUGUCACGAAAGAUUCAAUCGUCGGAAUUAUUUAACAAGGCAUUUAAUCAAACAUGAAACAAAUCCGGUGGAACGUAGGAAUCAUGUCUGUGACCUUUGUGGUAAAAAAUUUAAAUCGGGCAGCGAGUUGAGCAAUCACAAAUUAUAUCAUGAAGAAAAAAAAUUCAAAUGUAAUCUGUGUUCGAAGUCCUAUUUUAAAGACUUCACUCUUAUGUUACACAUGAAGACUCAUCGCAAUCAAUACGAUUUUAUAUGUGAAGUGUGCGGCAAGGCAUUUACGCAACAAAAACUUCUGAAUGAACAUUUGGUUAUACACAAUGACAUACAAAUCACAUGUAAUAUUUGUAAUUUAAAAUUAAGAAAACGUAAUCUCUUGCGUCAUCUGCGUAGUAUACAUGUGGCGGUUGAGGGCACUAUUGAAAGUACAUUUCGAGCAAAAGGUCAUCGUCACAAUGAACUCAUGGGUAAAAAGCGGGUCUUUAAGCCUAGAACUAAAUCAGGAAAAAUUUCAAAUCAUUCUAUCGAACCGAAUGCCAGACAAUAUAAUUGUAAACUAUGUAAUAUACCCUUUGAACGUCUCAAAUUCCUUAAGGAACACAAUGUGGAAUGUCAUACAAAUAUAAAUAAAGUAGCGUGUAAAAUAUGUGAUUCCCAUUUAAUCCAUAGAAAUAAUAUAAGAAGACACUAUCGUGAAAAGCAUAAGAUCGAUGAUGAUAAAAUUGAUAGCAUUCACGAUGAGGAAACAGAUAAUGAUAUCGUACUCUCAAUGACAAUAGAAAAAAUGGGAGAACUUUAGAACUUAAGCCAAAGGAUAUAACUUAAGCAGUUAUCAUUCAUUCAAACCGUUUUUUCUUUCUUUAUUUUUACAAACCAAACUCUAAUACAAAAAAUAUGUUUGAAGAAAAAAUUAUUAAUAUAUUUUAUACCAUGAUUUUAAUUAAACAGAAUAUGAACAGGGGUUUCAAGAAACAAGUCGAAUAAAAUAAGGACCGAUUUUAACCAUUUUCAAUAGAAAGUGAUUCUUGGCCGAUUUAAGGUGGGUGUAGAACCAAUAUUUUUGGGUGUCACAAACAUCAAGACAAAUGCAUAAUAACACUCCCUAAUCCUAAUACAUAUAUAAAAUAUUGUUCAAAUGCUUUAAGCCUAAAGAAAUACUUCAUUAUUUAGUUAAUGUAAUAACGCCAGAACUAUUCCAUAAAUUGGAAGAAAUAGUCCCACGACGAUUGGAAGUUGUUUUUAAAAACAAAGGCUACUAUACAAAAUAUUAAUUUAAUUUUAAUUAAUUAUUUUUACUUCAUAAUGGUAAUCUAAAUAUGAUGCAUACAAAAAAUUCGAAUACUUUAGUAAAGCUAUUUUAUGCACUUUUUAAAAAAAAAGGCUAAAUUAGUUUAAGUAAAUUAUUGGACAAAAUAAUAAAUUUAUUUUUUUUUGAAUACUUA
This is a messenger RNA of Lucilia sericata (common green bottle fly), 3228 nucleotides long. Its product is annotated as zinc finger protein 181-like. Gene Ontology annotation, molecular function: RNA binding. The transcript is spliced from 6 exons. The coding region runs from base 99 to 2585 and encodes 828 amino acids. The record is from RefSeq and is a predicted model, not a curated record. NCBI's taxonomy places the organism in Eukaryota, Metazoa, Arthropoda, Insecta, Diptera, Calliphoridae.